GUUGGUGGGAUCCCUCAAACGUUAGUGGAAAGUUGGAAACCUCACCCGCCCGCCACUACCACCAAUUCCUCACCAUCAUCCCCUCCACCCUUUUUCCCAUUUUCGCAAUUUCAAAUUCCAACGCUUUAUCGCUUCCCCAGAUAUCCCCAAAUUCGUUUCCUCAAUUCAUUUCUCUGUUCGAAUUGGAGAGACACGAUGGUGAAUCCGGAGGAGAAUUCCAAUUGGCUAGUCGAUUACGGCGUCAUAGAAAACAUCCCCGUCCCCGGCGGCGACUUGCCCUCGCUCGAACCGGGUUUCGAUUGGUGCCCCGACGCCCUCGCCGGCUCGACCGGCCUCAGUGUGGAUUUUGCAGACUCAUUUGGGAAUUUGGACGGUAUUAAGGAAUGUGGCUCCAGAAAGAGGAUGAGGCCCGAAUCAUGCAGUUCAUCUGAUUCCAAAGCAUGUAGGGAGAAAAUGCGAAGGGAUAGGCUGAAUGAAAGGUUCCUAGAGUUAAGCUUGAUCCUGGAGCCGGGAAGGAAACCCAAAGUGGACAAGGCUGUUAUAUUGAGUGAUGCUGUUCAGACAUUGACGCAGCUAAGGGAUGAGGCCCAGAAACUCAAGGAGUCAAGCGAUAGUUUGCAGGAGAAGAUUAAUGAACUGAAGGCUGAGAAAAACGAACUUCGUGAUGAGAAGCAGAAGCUGAAAGUGGAGAAAGAGAAACUUGAGCAGCAAUUAAAAGCCAUGAGCUCACAACCUGCCUUCUUCCCUUACCCUUCUGGAAUUCCUACUCCAUUUGGGGCUCCAGGCCAAGUUGUUGGGAGCAAACUGGUGCCCUUCAUGGGCUACCCUGGAGUUCCAAUGUGGCAGUUCAUGCCACCAACUGCGGUCGAUACCUCAGAGGAUCAUACUCUCCGCCCUCCAGUCGCUUAAUUUGUGUAGCUUUCUUCGCAAUGAGUAUUCUUUCGUGAAGCUGUAAGAUUAGAGCAGUUAGUGAAUGGUGUUGAGAAUAGUAUCACACCUUAUUUUUGUUUUGCUUAUCAACCUAUGAACUCCUGGUUUUGAAGAUCUAGUCAUUUGAUUUCUUUUUA
Rhododendron vialii is the source of this 1067-nucleotide messenger RNA. RefSeq names its product transcription factor bHLH115-like. The coding region runs from base 196 to 909 and encodes 237 amino acids. Lineage: Eukaryota; Viridiplantae; Streptophyta; Magnoliopsida; Ericales; Ericaceae. Gene Ontology annotation, biological process: intracellular iron ion homeostasis; regulation of DNA-templated transcription. The record is from RefSeq and is a predicted model, not a curated record. Gene Ontology annotation, molecular function: DNA-binding transcription factor activity; protein dimerization activity. The transcript is spliced from 5 exons.